Aspergillus ruber CBS 135680 is the source of this 741-nucleotide messenger RNA. RefSeq lists its product as uncharacterized. The transcript is spliced from 2 exons. The record is from RefSeq and is a predicted model, not a curated record. Lineage: Eukaryota; Fungi; Ascomycota; Eurotiomycetes; Eurotiales; Aspergillaceae. Gene Ontology annotation, cellular component: nucleus. Bases 1 to 741 code for a protein of 246 amino acids.
AUGUCUUCCGGCUUCGUCUCCGCAGGCACAAACGAUGAACCGGUAGAGCGCGAUGAUGACUGGCAGCGCGUCCAACGAGAACUCGAAGAGGAACGAAAGCGCAAAGCGGACUUAGGCAAGCAGGAUGGUGGCAAGAGUCUCUUCGAUGUCCUGGAGCAGAACAAGAUGGCCAAGCAGGAAGCCUUUGAGGAGAAGAUCAAAUUGAAGAAUCAGUUCCGGUCACUGGAUGAAGACGAAGUUGAUUUCCUAGACUCGAUAAUGGAAUCAACACGGGCCCAGGAAGCGGCUGUGAAGAAAGACACGGCGGACCAGCUUGAGGUGUUCCGAAAGCAGCGCGAGGAGGCUGAAAAAGCUCUCCUGGAAGAUGGCUCUGCUAAUGUCAUUCCAGCUGCUGAAGCAGAGGACUGGAAGAUUCCGGGGCGCAAACGGCGACGGGAGAAGAAAAAAGACUCUUUGAUUCCCGGCAAAAAGCGGAAAUCUACUGCUGAGGGUACUGGUGAGGACUCUCCGCCAACUGGGAAGAAGAUGGAGGGAAACCAACCUACCACUGAGGGGGAGAAGAGCACAGGACCUGCGAAAAGUGGCCCGGCUGCGCCUCGGCAAGAGCCACAAUCGUCACCGGGCUCUAACAAUCCUGGGAAGCCCGCAGAAAGUACGAAGGCGACGAGUUCGAAGCCAACAGAACCUCCAAAACCAGCUGCAUCUCUUGGCUUGGCUGACUAUGGUUCUGAUUCGGAAUGA